Effrenium voratum is the source of this 1548-nucleotide messenger RNA. Lineage: Eukaryota; Dinophyceae; Suessiales; Symbiodiniaceae. The record is from the annotation of a GenBank genome assembly.
AUGAACCACCAGAGCCUGAAUGUGAUCACAGUGGCGGCCAUUGGCAGCCAGAUGGUCAUGGCGGUGCAGGCGCUGGGCUCCCUGCGCCAGCUGCCGGUGAUUUGGCCGCAGCCCUUCGACCAGGUCCUGGAACUCGUGCAGCUCUUCACCCUGGACCUCGACGUGCUCCGGGUCUCCUGCGUCUACUACACUGAUGGCCCCAUCAUGAAAUUCGUAGGGCGGCUGCUGGUGCUGCCGGUGGGCUUCCUGCUGCUGCUGGCGGCCUGGGUGCUGUGCUGGGUGCGGGGCUACAAGGUGCCCUUCGACACCUUCGUCAACUUCAACGGCAUGAUGAUCUUCUCGCUCUUCAUCGCGCUGACGCUGACCGUGGUGUCGCCCCUGCGCUGCGUGCCGAACCCCGACGGGAGCCGCUCCGUGGCGGACCAGCGGAGCGUGCUGUGCUUCGAGUCCGAGGAGCACUGGACCAUGGUGGCUUUGUCCAUCACCGGCAUCAUUAUGUACCCCGUGGCCAUCCUUGCGUGGGCGACCUACGCCACCAUCACCUACCCCCAGCGCAUGAAUUCCCCCGCGGGGAUUCGCUUCAUCACCCGGUACCGCUUCUUCUUCCAGCGCUUCAAGCGUUUCGAACCCCACAAAACAGCGGCGGCUCCCGCCCCCGACCGCCCCAACCGCCCCAUGGCGCCGGUGGCCUCGGUGGCUCCGCCGCCGGCGGCUCUCGCGCCCUGGGCGCUGCACGCGCCCGAGGGCCUCCGAAACGAGGCCGCGCGCGCCGCGGCGGCGGAGCGGCUCCGGACCUUCGGCUUCGUCCACCUCCUCGGCGCCUGCUGCGCCGCUGCCGCGCUGCGCGCGGCCGCGCGCCGGGCGGUCCAGCGCCUGGCGCGGGCGCGGCACCGCGCGGCGCGGCUGGGCCUGGGGCCGCUGGCGCCCUGGGCGCGGCCCAAGCCGCGGAAGCGGCCGGGCAACCUCUUCCGCUUCCAGGAGGCGGUGUCUUUCUCCAGCGGGCGCCUGGACAUGCGUAUCGCUUCCCCGGAAGAUGAAGGCCCCCUGGCGGUGCAGCAGGAGCUGCUGCAGCUGGGCGAACUGCUGUUCGGCGCGCGCUGCGCCCAGGCGACCCGCGGGGCGCUCUGGAACUUCCGGCAGUCCGGGCCGCCGCACUGGCACCGGGACGGUCUGCUGCCUCUGUUCAAUGCCGUCACUGUGGCGCACGAGUACCCCGAGAGUGCUGGCUUUCCAAAGUUCCAGCCCUACACGCAGGAGGGCGCCAUAGAUGAGGAUUCCCAGCCCGGCAAGGAGCCUCAGGUGCACAAGGGCGAGGAGCCGGGGGCGGCGGUGCCGCUGCGGCCGGGGGAGCUGCUGCUCUUCUUGUACUCCACGAAGCACGCGGCGGUGCCCAACUUCUCGCAGCAGGACCGCUGCUUGCUCUAUUCGGUGUACGGCCCUGCGGAGGUGUGUGACACCGUGAACAUCAAGAAAGGGCGGCCUUCGCUGGAAAGCUACACCCAGGCCGAGGCGGACAUUCUGAAGAUGAUGGCCGACGGACUUCGUUAG